AACAGACAAAGUUUAAAGGUCGUCGGGUGUGAGAGCUGGCAACUGUUUAACCGGAAGAUAAGAAGCUCGAGGAGACAAACCCACCGGCGACCGCUGCCUCGAGCCCACCAAGCCUCAAGCUUUCAAGCCCUUUUGACCGGAGCCCAGGUAAGACUCGCAACUUCGGGGUGGCGCCUUCAGAAGGAUUGCCUGUAGCGCUGGUGGGGGGGGGGGUGCUUGGUUUUGGCUUUCAUUGUCUUCUGUGAACAGUUUUAAAUUGUGGGGGAGUGGGGAGGAAUCCAAGAAAGUUUCUUGUCUUGCAGUUGCCGUCUGCACGUGGCGGGACGACGAGACGACAAAAGAAGAAGAAGAAGAAGCGGAAGGCAGCAUGUGGAGGAAGUUGCGGAAUGCGGCAUGGAACUAUCGGCGUUUGCUCUUCAUGUUGGCGACGCCGCCGCUGUUGCUUCCUCUUCCUCUCAUGAUCGCCACCAAGGAGUCGUAUUGCGCCUUCGUUCUUCUUCUGAUGGCCAUCUUCUGGACCACCGAAGUCAUCCCGCUGCCCAUCACCGCCAUGUUUCCCGCCAUCCUCUUUCCCGCGUUUGGCAUCAUGACGUCGUCGCAGGUGGCGACGGCGUACUUCAAGGACUUCCACUUCCUGCUGAUCGGCGUCAUCUGCCUGGCCACCUCCAUUCAGAAGUGGGGGCUCCACCGCAGGGUGGCGCUGCGACUGGUCGGCGCCGUGGGCGUCAAGCCGGCCUGGUUGACGCUGGGAUUCAUGUCGGGCUGCGGCUUCCUCUCCAUGUGGGUGCACAACACCUCGGCCGUGACCAUGGUGAUGCCCAUCGCCGAGGCCGUCCUCCGCCAGAUCCGGAGAGCCGGCGAAGGGGGCCGCGGGGAGCACGACGACCUGCAACUGGCUGUGGUCCAUGUUGACAAGGACAAUGAAGCUGUGGGGGAUGAGCAGAAACCUCCAGAAGAAACAUCGUCAUCAUCAUCUUCAUCAACAUCAGAAGCCACUCAGGCGGCGUGUGUGACGGCGCCCCCUAGCGAACCGAUGGUGGCCAAGGCCAUGUGCAUCGGCGUGGCCUACGCCUCCAACAUCGGCGGCAUCGCGACCUUGCCGGGAACGUCGCCCAACCUCAUCUUCUCCGAGUACCUUCACCAGAUUUACCCGGAAUGCCGCUGCGUCGACUUUGGCAAGUGGCUGGCGUUGUGCUUGCCCGUCAGCGCGCUGGCGUUGCUGCUCACGUGGGCGUGGCUCUGCUGGCUCUUCAUCGGCUCCGACCUGCGGUUGCUAUGGCGAUGCCGAGGCCAACUCUCCCAGAGGGAAAAAGCCGCAAGAAAAGUCAUCCGAGACGAGUAUGCGGCGCUGGGACCCAUGAGUGGUCAGGAGGUGUUCACUCAGGUGGUCUUCUGCCUGAUGGUCUUGCUGUGGUUGACGCGAUCGCCGGGUUUCGUUCCGGGCUGGGCCGCCUUCUUCCCGCGUCAUGCCGGCUACGUGACCGACGCCACCGUGGCCCUGGUCCUGGGAGUCCUCUUCUUCCUGGUGCCCGCCCACGGACCCUCGCGGAAAUAUGAGAGUAUGAUCUCCUGGGAGGAGUUCCAGGCCUCCAUGCCGUGGAAAGUGGCCCUUCUGGUGGGCGGAGGCUUCGCCCUGGCCGAAGGCACAAAGGAGUCCGGUUUGUCCCGGUGGGUGUCAGAGCUACUGUCCCCUCUCGGCGAUCUCCCCCCACUGGCCACUGUGGCUGUAGCUUGCAUCAUCGUCACCAUGGUAACCGAGCUGGCCAGCAACGCCACCACCAUCACCAUCUUCCUGCCCAUCCUCUCGCCUCUGGCCGAAGGCAUUCGCGUCAACCCCUUGUCGGUAUUGAUCCCGGCCACGUUGUGCACGUCCUUCUCCUUCCUGCUGCCGGCGUCCAAUCCUCCCAACGCCGUGGUUUUCGCCUACGGACACUUUAGCGUGGCAGACAUGGUGAAGGCAGGACUGGGUGCCAACGUGAUCGGCCUCCUCGUCGUCUUAUUGGCCGUGAGCACCUGGGGCGUGCCUUUGUUCUCACUGGAUACGUAUCCCGAUUGGGCGCCGCCGUUCAACGCCACCGUGCCGUGACAGGCGCAGCUCGCAAUCACCUUCAUCUAUUUUGCCCUUUUGUUUGCUUAUUUUUUUUCCCUCUUCGCUUUUGAGGCAAUACCACUAGAACGGACACGAAGAGACAAGCGUUGGAUAAAUUGUACAGUGUAAGUGCAAGAACUGCAGUUCAGUGAACCCACCACAAUAUUGCAGUUCACUUUUCACAGUCCCAUUGGAUCACCGAUUUUUUUUUUUUUUGCAAAUAUUCUUAGAGUUAUUGUUUUGUUUUUUUUAUACUGUUUGUACAAUAUUUUGUGUCAUUCAUUGCUCUUGCUCUACCUCAAAAUAUUAUGUGUUUAAAUUUGUUGUUUGAAAAGUGUUUCAAGACUUUCACCCUUUUUUUCUGAGAGUCAUAAAUGCUAUAAAAACAUGUAUAGGGUGUAUUUGAGUCAGGCAUUUCUGAAUGACGGAUUUUAACUUACCACAAGGAGGUCUGGGAGGUAACCGUGUGAUGGAUAGGAUUUGACGGUCGACAAGGCCUUGGGACUCAUUCGAGAGCCGCUCUUGCACAAAAUAUUCAGCCUAUUGAUCAAUGUCCCCAGGUGACAACAGUUCAAUUUUGGUGUUUUGUAUCACGGUCAAACGGACAGAUAAUCGGAUGAACCAAAAUUCCCAUCAAGUAAACCAAAAACAAAAGCGAGGUAAUUGUUUUGGGCAAUAAAGAAAAUAGCAUUGCUGUUAGGAAACACGGAGAAUACCGUUUUUUAAAAUUUUUUUUUG
Hippocampus comes (tiger tail seahorse) is the source of this 2827-nucleotide messenger RNA. It is a transcript of the gene slc13a1, whose product is annotated as solute carrier family 13 member 1. Gene Ontology annotation, cellular component: plasma membrane. Gene Ontology annotation, molecular function: sodium:sulfate symporter activity. NCBI's taxonomy places the organism in Eukaryota, Metazoa, Chordata, Actinopteri, Syngnathiformes, Syngnathidae. Bases 368 to 2086 code for a protein of 572 amino acids. Gene Ontology annotation, biological process: sulfate transmembrane transport; sodium ion transport. The record is from RefSeq and is a predicted model, not a curated record. The transcript is spliced from 14 exons.